UUUCAAUUUCCUUCUACAAUGCAGCAUGUUAGAAGAUCGUCGUCGACGUCGUCAUUGGUGUCGAUGCAGACUUCAUCAAUGAGAACUUCUCAAGUUCUUGCAUUCCAUUCCCCAUCAAAAUGGAAAGCCCAUUUUGAAGCCUCCAAAGCAACUUCCAAACUGAUGGUUAUUUACUUCACUGCCUCAUGGUGUGUGCCUUGUCGCUUCAUGGAACCAGCCAUUGAUGAGUUUGCUGCUAAAUACACAGAAGUUGAGUUCAUCAAGAUAGAUGUGGAUGAGUUAAUGGAUGUGUCUCAAGAAUAUGGGGUGCAGGCAAUGCCGACAUUCAUAUUAAUAAAGAAAGGGAGAGUAGUUGACAAGGUUACAGGAGUCAGAAAGGAAGAGCUUCAGAAUAAGAUUGAGAAAAACAGGGCUUACCAUUAUUGUUCUUAAAAAAUUGUAUCAAUCAUCUUCACCUUCAUCUACAUUCUACAAGAAUCAUGAUGAUACUCGC
Camellia sinensis is the source of this 493-nucleotide messenger RNA. Its product is annotated as thioredoxin H-type. Lineage: Eukaryota; Viridiplantae; Streptophyta; Magnoliopsida; Ericales; Theaceae. The record is from RefSeq and is a predicted model, not a curated record.